Closterium sp. Naga37s-1 is the source of this 226-nucleotide messenger RNA. Lineage: Eukaryota; Viridiplantae; Streptophyta; Zygnematophyceae; Desmidiales; Closteriaceae. The record is from the annotation of a GenBank genome assembly.
AUGCGCUUAGGGCCAUCUCGUCUAUACUCUCAGACCCCGCCGUUCUACCCUCCCCCCAUUCUCCCCCCUUCCCCCCCAUUCUCCCCCCUUCCCCCCCAUUCUACCCUCCCCCCAUUCUCCUCCCCCCCAUUCUACCCUCCGGAUAUUCUUCCCCCAUACCCCCCAUCAGGAGACAGCAGCAUGUGUGGCGGUGCUGGCGGCGCUGAGGGGAUUCCCUUCGUCGCUG